This is a messenger RNA of Etheostoma spectabile (orangethroat darter), 2238 nucleotides long. RefSeq names its product RING finger protein 122. Gene Ontology annotation, molecular function: ubiquitin protein ligase activity. The transcript is spliced from 7 exons. The record is from RefSeq and is a predicted model, not a curated record. NCBI's taxonomy places the organism in Eukaryota, Metazoa, Chordata, Actinopteri, Perciformes, Percidae. Gene Ontology annotation, biological process: proteasome-mediated ubiquitin-dependent protein catabolic process. The coding region runs from base 1175 to 1570 and encodes 131 amino acids. Gene Ontology annotation, cellular component: nucleus; endomembrane system.
GGAGAGGAGAGUUGCGAGGCAAAACGGCUAGUCACAUGAGCAGAGAUCUGUUUACAAACCCAAGGCAGAGCAGAGCGAGAGCAAGGGGAGGAAGGAAAAGGCAAAUCCAUUGCAGGCUGUCCCUGAGCACCAUUAUGGAUUGAAAGAGGAAGAGGGGAAGCCUGCCAUGAUAAAGCCAGCUGGAGGUUGGAGAGCCUGAAUACGACACACGCAGACACACUUGUGUAAACACACUGCCUUUGUCUCAGAUUUUUUUUCUCUCAAUUGAAGGAGCAGAUGGUUAGAGGAGGAGUAGGAUCCCCCCCUAUGCAAGCACGCACACGCACACACACAUUCACUAACUGACACACAAACACACGCUCACCAGCAAAACACCAAACCCAGCUAGAGGACUGUUGCUGACUGCAUGGAGCUGCCCUCACUUUGUUUUGGCUUUGAGGGAAGCACAUCCAUACUGAGGAGGAAUACCCACUGCAAGAUCAGAAGACUGAAGGAGGAGACAACAGAGGUGAGGGGGAUGAGACAUGUGAAAAUCCUCUGUUAAAAAAAGCAGCUUUAGAAGGAAGACAAAGCACAGACUAAUGCCAGAUAAUUACCUUCAUUGGACGAGGACUGUCAUUUUAAAUGGUGGAUGUCAUUGAAUUUGAGGGGACGACACUGCAGACGCAAAGUGAAGUCAAAGAGGCCCUUUUCUGCUGUAUGUAUGAUUUCUUUGUUUCUUCUUCUCUCUUCGGUGAUGACAUCAUUCUAACUGGAAGGAGGAGCACAUGAGGUCUUCAGUCCCGGUCCAAACUCCAGUCCAAAAUCUCCCAAUCUUAACACGGAGUGGUUAAUCCAGAUUUGGGAACGCUGGGCAGCGUAAAGAGUCAGCAAAACGGCACCCCCCGAGGAUUUGUGGAAUCUGAGCAAAUCUGAAAAUAUCUAGAUGGUUGUUUUUGGAGGAGGUGACACAACACCACAAAAGGGCGAUCAAGCUCAGAGUGACUGAAUCCAGGCUCCAAACGGAUUCUGUGUCCCAAGCUUUGGCCCACGAGCUUGGCUCUUCUCCAGCCUUCUCUCAACAGGGCCUGAAUUUACUGCUGCUACCCUGGGAGUCAAAUUUCAUCAACAAUUCCAAUGGUGUAACGGAUGCCUGUGUGGUUUGGGUUGUCAGCGCUUUGAACACUACUGCAGCAUGACGUCUGAGAUCUAUCACCUCCCGCUCAAUGUGUAUGUCAUUGUGCUGGGCAUCGGCCUCUUCGUCUUCAUGCUCAGCCUCAUCUUCUGCUGCUACCUUUUCAGGUUGAAACAACAAGGAACAAGGGAGCAGUUCAGCUACAAUGAGGUGGUGCUGAAGGGAGCCAGCAAGAAACUGAGCCUUCUCGGACAAACCUGUGCGGUGUGUCUGGAGGAAUUCAGGACCAGAGAUGAACUGGGAGUGUGUUCAUGCUCACAUGCAUUUCACAAGAAGUGCCUGCUUAAGUGGCUGGAGAUCCGCAGCGUGUGCCCCAUGUGUAACAAACCCAUCCUCCGGCUCCACACCGACGCUCCCCAGGGUGCUGAGGGCCCAAUGGAUCCGGAGGAGGUGUGAGGGAGCUGAGAAAGAAGCAACCUGACUCCACUUACAGAAACCACACACAUUAAAUACAAUAGGGAUGAUGGACAGUGGUCAUCUUAAAAGACAUCUCACAGGAAAUGUUGAUAAUGAUCCCAAGCGGUCGCCCUGCUGCUAACCUUUGAGCAAUAUGCCUUGAUGGGAAUUGGAUAUUGACAGCACCAAAAGGACUUGGUUAGAUCAGCCAGGGAGUGGUUGGAUGAAUAGAACCUUUUCAUAAUAAAAUGCUCCUAGUUCUAUUUCCAUAUUGCACUGUUCACCAAAAACAUGACAGGAAAAAGGAGCCACAUUUAAGAGCAGGAUAUCAUUGCCACUGGACGACAAGUGCGACACUGCCAGAGACAAACACUGCAGGCAUUGAGCAGGACAUUAGAGUACAGGAUCAGUAUGGAUACCUCUAAUAUCUCAGGGGUGUUACCAAUACAGCCAGCACAGACCAUGUCAGUCACCCUAUAACCCUGUGCCACACAUGCAUCUUCAAUACUGCCAAUGUAGGUGAAACGCUCCAGCAGUCAGAGGUAGCACCAACCUCCGGCUGAAACCAAGACCAGCGGGAUUACAAACGAUUUAAGUAGACAAUAUUGUUACCGAUUGUGUCCCAUGCCCUUUCCUUUUAAAAAUAAGACUGAUAGGAAACUAGUCUU